This is a messenger RNA of Capsaspora owczarzaki ATCC 30864, 1785 nucleotides long. RefSeq lists its product as hypothetical. The transcript is spliced from 2 exons. The record is from RefSeq and is a predicted model, not a curated record. Lineage: Eukaryota; Filasterea; Ministeriida; Capsasporidae. The coding region runs from base 142 to 1506 and encodes 454 amino acids.
GUUUUUUUUUUUUUUUUUUUUAAUCGAACCUUCGUCCUUUCCCCACCCACCUCUUCUGCUGCUAUUGCUGCUGCUGUGGAGCACACUAAGAACAACUGCAACAAUCCCAGUUCUCGUUGAAUUUUAUUGAACGCACUCGCGAUGGCUCCGUCAGACCCACCAAACGGGACAUGCGGGUACCCGUACCUGGGCUUUCCCACUUGCACGGAAACGUAUGCCGAUUCGAUGGGCGCCUCGUUCACCAUCUUCCACGGCAUUUACGGCACAGUAGCUGCAGUGCUGUUUGCGGCUGCGCUGGUGUGCUACGUCCGCAUCGCAAACAAACUCGGCACGUACGAUCCACGCAAUAACCAUCUGGUGCUCAUCUUCCUCAUGAACGUAAUUGGCGCCUGCAUGUGCGCCCGCCUUAUCGAUCCGCUCACCUGGGGAGGCAUCACUCCCCAAUGGGUUGACGGCCUUCUCUUUUGCAACGGAUCCAACGCCGCCAUGACUGCAGCAAUCAUGACAUACAUGUCGUGGAUUCGCUUCUACUCGCGAACAAGCUUCUCGAGGCGCUUGGAGUCAUUCAUCCGCUACCCGUACUACAUUUGCCUGGUUGUGCUCUGGACUGUGCCCAACGUGCUGGUGCUGCUGUCCUACCUGAUGGGCCCGUACUAUGCGCUGUCGGGUCUGCGCUACAUGAUCUACACUGUGAUUCUGUGCGUGUGGGCCUUCUUUGGCAGUAUCUUUGGCAUCACUGUCUACCGCUCGCUGGACUUGGCCCAGAAGCGCUAUCUUGCACUGCUGGGGAUGCCCAGUGCUGCCGUCAACUACGAGGCUACCGCGGCGGCCUUUGUCGUGCCCCAAGUCGCCAUUACGAGCAAAGGUGAAGCGCGACGCAACGAGCGCAACCGGGAGCUCCACCGUGUUCACGUGCUGCGCCGCCUGCUGCGCAUGAUCCACGCGGCCGUCAUCCUGACGGUGAUUGCGACAGCAGUGCUCGUGUACGUCGCCACGGUCGACUUUGUGCAAAAGAUUGAGUUUGACGCACACCUGCCUCCCACCCCUUCCAACAUCGAGCUCUUCAAGAAGUUUUUGCCCGAGCUGGUCCACAUCCUGAUGCUGAUUGCUGGUAUCGUGGCAUUUGGCCAGUUCUCCGACGUUACCCGACACCUUGACAACAACAGCGGUGGUGCCUCGUCCAACCGCACCAGCAGCGUUGGUAUGGAGAAGAACAUGUAUCGCAUCGACGCCAACAACAACAGCAUCCACUCGGAAAGCGACUGCAAGUCGGACGAUGCGCUUGGCAGCGUCCACAACCUCACCCGACUGGCAGCCGACAGUGGCAUCGACCUGCGGGCCGAGGGCGUGGACUCUCGCGCCGAGACUCUGGACAAGUGUUCGGAAUUGGCGGAUGACUCGCUGCCACCCUCUCCGAUGGUAGAUGUGGAAGUGGUGCAAAUCACCUUCGAUUCUGGCUCUGGCACCACGACCCCAGCCACCCCUGAUGCCGCAGAGUUUGUGUAAAGUCGAAGCUGCGAAGACAAGUCUCCAGCCAUCGCUAUUCUCUCCUCCUCCUCCUCCUCCUUCCAGUAAUUAUUCCUCUUUGCGACUCUUCGCAAGAGAUCAUUAUCUUGUCCGUAUAUUUGUUUUUCCUGCCAGUGUUUAAUAUCCUUUUCUUGUCAGCGAGUUAUUUUCGUCUUGCGUUCUUGUUCAGUACCGCCAGUCUGCGGGAUACUGUUUCAAGUUGGUUUAUCGUGUUAGUGCUACAUCUAUCAAGCAAUCGAAUAGAUUUUUUUUAACCUC